Lottia gigantea (owl limpet) is the source of this 552-nucleotide messenger RNA. RefSeq lists its product as hypothetical. The annotation marks the transcript as partial. Gene Ontology annotation, molecular function: GTPase activator activity. The record is from RefSeq and is a predicted model, not a curated record. Lineage: Eukaryota; Metazoa; Mollusca; Gastropoda; Lottiidae. The transcript has 3 exons. Gene Ontology annotation, biological process: signal transduction.
UUUCAGUCAAUGUUGGAGAUAUUAUUUCGAGAAGGUGCCUAUACAACGGGUAUAUUGAGAAAAUCAGCCAAUAUGAAAGUAUGUAAAGAAAUUAAAAAGCAUAUAGAUGAAUCUGAUAGUAUUUCAUUAGAAGAUCACCAGGUUUUGGCCAUCGGUUCAGUAUUGAAGGACUACCUGAGAUCCAUACCAAAGAGUUUGUUACUAGAAGAUAUGUAUGAUGACUGGAUGGAAGCUGAAAAGCUGGAGGAGAAAACAGACCAGAUUAAGAAAAUUAAAGAGCUACUUACAACCAAACUUCCAACUUGUCACCUUACAUUACUCAAAUAUGUCAUGUGUGUCUUGCAUCAUAUAGAUGAGAACAGUACGGAAAACAAGAUGUCUGCUUCCAAUUUAGCCGUCUGCAUUGCUCCUAGUUUGUUAUCAUCCAAAAAUAAAAAUGCCAACAUGAAUCCUCAGAGUGUCAAUAGUGCCAUUAAGGUUGUUCAAUUAAUGAUUGAAAACUGUUCUGACAUUUUUGGUGAAAAUGUGGUUCAUUUGUUUGGUUCGAGUAGU